Molecule: messenger RNA, 1386 nt
Organism: Neurospora tetraspora
Lineage: Eukaryota; Fungi; Ascomycota; Sordariomycetes; Sordariales; Sordariaceae
Product: Endonuclease/exonuclease/phosphatase
Exons: 3
Coding region: 1-1386 (461 amino acids)
Molecular function (GO): sphingomyelin phosphodiesterase activity
Source: RefSeq, a predicted model, not a curated record
AUGAAGCUGUCCAACGCCCUCACUAGCGGCGCUCUGGUUGCACAGGUGGUCGCCGCCGCCACCUCCGGCGACUUGACAAUUCUUUCGAUGAACGUAGCCGGCCUGCCUGCGAUCCUCAACCCCAACGGCGUUCCGGGAGGCAAGGAGGCCAGCGCAAAAAAGAUCGGAAGCAAGUUUGCGCAGUAUGGGUAUGAUGUUAUUCAUGUGCAGGAGGACUUCAACUACCACGCCCAGCUCUACUCCACAGACACCCACCCCUUCCGCACCCCCACCUCAGGCGGCGUCCCCUUCGGCUCCGGCCUCAACACCCUCUCCACUCUCCCCUGGCUUUCAGGAUCCUUCCAGCGUCAAAAAUGGGACAAGUCCUCCUGCGCCUCCGAAUUCGACUGUCUCACUCCCAAGGGAUUCACCUUUAUGCGUGUCGCUUUAUCAGGAACUGAUACCUCUAAUGAAAAAGGAAACUCAGAGGUCUACGUAGAUUUCUAUAAUAUGCACACAGACGCCGGCACGGAAAGCGGGGAUUUAGAAGCGAGGAACGAUAACCUCCGCCAGGUCCGCGAGUGGAUUCAGACUCAUAGUCAAGGGAACGCGGUUUUGGUGUAUGGGGAUACGAAUAGCCGGUAUUCACGGUCGGGAGAUACUGGUAUCCGUUCCUUACUGGCAUCCGAAAACCCUACCGGCACGGGGACGGGGGUAGGGUUGACAGAUACUUGGAUCUUCCUCCACCGCGACGGAGUUUUGCCCAGCGACGCAGGCGCGUGUGGAAACCCAGCUGAGAACGCGACCUGCGAGAUCGUGGAUAAGGUUCUUUACCGGAGCAGUCCGUUGGUUGAGCUCACGCCGACGGGGUUUGAGUACGCUGGUGCCAAGUUUUUGGCUGACGACGGGGUCAGUGUAUUGUCGGAUCAUAACCCCGUUCUGGUGAACCUGACUUGGUCCGCCGGGGACCGGUUCCGGCAGUCGGGGUUUUGGGGGGGCGCGACGUAUGGGAGUUGGUUUAAUGAUGUUUCUAUGCUCGAUUCUACUACGCCCGAGCCUAUCAAAGCCAGGAAGAUUACUUUCCGCGGUGGAAGCCGGCUUGAUAGCGAUUCGCUUACUAUUGGAUACGGCAAUGGCCAGGGAACUAGUUCUACAGAGUUAGUCCACGGAGGCCGUGGAGGGUCGGAGGUGUCGCUGACUCUCGCUGAAGGGGAGUUCUGGAUCAAGUUUGAGCUGUGCCAGGGUGAGAAGAGUGAUAAGAUAUGUAACUUUUAUAUUAAGGCUACUACGUCCAAGGGUAGGACGCUGGAGGCGGGUACGAGGACGAGCGAGUGCAAGGUGUUUGAGGCGGAGGAGGGGUGUGGGGAUGAGGUUGAUUUGCUUGGUUUCCUCUAUGGGAAGAUGUAG